Molecule: messenger RNA, 264 nt
Organism: Eurytemora carolleeae
Lineage: Eukaryota; Metazoa; Arthropoda; Copepoda; Calanoida; Temoridae
Exons: 3
Coding region: 1-264 (87 amino acids)
Source: RefSeq, a predicted model, not a curated record
AUGUUCAGGGAGGUCAAGGGAGGUUCAGGGAGGUUAAUGGAGGUUCAGGGAGGGAGGUUUAGGGAGGUUCAGGGAGGUAAAGGGAAGUUCAAGGAGGUUAAGGAAGGUUCAGGGAGGUUCAGGGAGUUUGGGGGAUGUUCAGGGAGAUUCAUGGAGAGUGUUUGGAAGGUUAAGAGAGGUUCAAGGAGGUUCAGGGAGGUUCAGCGAGUUGGGAGGAGGUUCAGGGAGGUUCAAGUAGGUUCAAGUAGGUUCAAGAGGGUUUAG